AUGCUGCGCCUGGCGCAGGGGGUGGGGUCCUUAGCUCUGCAGUAUGCCCUGCCGCGCGCCGCGGAGGCGCUACCCGCUGUGGCGGCGGCGGCGGCACGGGCGGUCAGCGGGCGAGGGUUCAGCCGCUAUAGGACAGCCAGCGGCUCGAUGCUAGAUGAGCCUGCCAUGAGCGCGCCCAAGCAGGGCUCCACAGUGGUGCUGGUCAGCGGCGGCAUCGAGUCUGCGGCGCUGCUGGCCUACUGGAAGCACUGGGACCACGCCCAGCACCUGCUGCCGCUGUUUAUCGACUAUGGGCAGAAGAACGUGCGACAGGAGGAGGCGGCGCAGCAGGCCAUGUGCCGCCACUUGGGGCUCGAUUUCAAUGCCAUCAACGCUUCCAUGGUGGCGCAUCAGCUGAACAUGGCCACGGUGGGUGCAGGACGGCGGUACCACGACCCCCUGCCCCACCGCAACCUGCUGCUGCUGUCGCUGGCGGCCAGCUUUGCGGCGGACUCUGGUGCGGCCAACAUCGCCAUCUGCCUGAACAAGGAUGACCUGGGGGUCUACUCCUCCGCCUCCCUGCCCUUCCUGCACCACAUCGAGAGCCUGUACGAGACCCUGGAGCCGCCCAUCCAGCUGCUGAUGCCGCUGCUGGCGCUGCGCAAGCACCAAGUGAUUACCAUGGGCCACCAGGUGGCGGCGCCCUGGCACCUCACCUACUCGUGCGCAGAGGGCGGCGCCGCGCCAUGCGGCGCGUGCGAGCCCUGCAGGGGCCGCGCCGCCGCGUUUGCGGCGGCGGGGGUGGAGGAUGGGCUGCUCAGCCACCACAGCGCGGCCCAGGCGUGA
This is a messenger RNA of Chlorella variabilis, 825 nucleotides long. RefSeq lists its product as hypothetical. The transcript has 7 exons. Lineage: Eukaryota; Viridiplantae; Chlorophyta; Trebouxiophyceae; Chlorellales; Chlorellaceae. The record is from RefSeq and is a predicted model, not a curated record. Gene Ontology annotation, biological process: tRNA queuosine(34) biosynthetic process. Bases 1 to 825 code for a protein of 274 amino acids.